GUGUAUCUUCACCAUCACACCUGAACUCAGGAGAAGGAAAAGCCCCCGGAGCCUCUGACUCUCCAGAGGCUGAGCAUCGAUCCCCUCGGCCCCAGCUACAAAACCCAGCCAGGAAAGACCCUGGUGGCCCUCAGCCUGCGCUGGCUGUGGGAAGAGACCCUGAGGCCGCUCCCAGCCGCUGGCAGCAAGCGGGAGGACGCAGAGAAGCAGACUUCUGGUAAUCAUGACACAAGGAAAUGCCACUGAAGUGACUGAAUUCUAUCUUCUCGGAUUUGGUGUGCAAUAUGAGAUCCAGGCUGUCCUCUUCUUUGUAUUUCUUGUGAUCUAUGUGAUAACCAUGGUGGGUAACAUCGGAAUGAUCCUGCUCAUCAGCACAGAUCCCAGACUGCAAACACCCAUGUACUUCUUCUUACAACAUCUAGCUUUCGUUGACAUCUGCUACACGUCUGCCAUCACUCCGAAGAUGCUUCAGAAUUUCAUCACAGAAAACAAAUCCAUAUCGUAUGGAGGGUGUAUAAUGCAAUUAUUGGUUGUCGCAACAUUUGCAACCAGUGAUUGCUACUUCCUGGCAACUAUGGCUGUGGAUCGCUAUGUAGCCAUCUGUAAGCCUCUUCGCUAUCCCAUAAUCAUGUCCCAAACAGUCUGCAUCAAACUGGUAGUUGGCUCAUACCUCAUGGGAUCAAUAAACGCCUCUGUACACACAGGAUUUGCACUUUCCCUGUCCUUCUGUAAGUCCAACAUUAUCAAUGACUUUUUCUGUGACUUUCCGCCAAUUCUUGCCCUCUCUUGUUCCAAUACUGACAUCAAUAUCGCAUUAAUUGUUGUCUUGGUGGGAUUUAACUUGACAUUCACUGUGUUGGUCGUGAUCUUCUCCUACAUCUCCAUCACGGUCGCCAUCUUAAAGAUGUCUUCCACUGCGGGGAGGAAGAAGACAUUUUCUACCUGUGCCUCCCACCUGACGGCUGUCACCAUUUACUAUGGAACCCUCUCCUACAUGUACUUACAGCCUCCUUCUGAGCAUUCCCAGGAGAACAUGAAAGUGGCCUCUGUACUCUAUGGCAUCAUCAUUCCCAUGUUGAACCCUGUGAUCUACAGCUUGAGAAACAAGGAGGUCAAGGAAGCUGUGAAAGCCGCAGGGAAAAGGGCUUUGUAGGUUAGACCUGAGCUGUUUAAACUUGGCACAUCAAACCAUCCAGUAGAGAUGUGCUACCACAAUUUAAUGUUUCUAAAAUAGGGACCAUGGCUAUUUCUUAAACCAAAUCUACUUCAUUCAAUAAAGUCUUAAAAUGUGGACAACAGUAGAAACAUCUAGGACUGAGAAACGCCCCCUGGUAAACACAGAUAUUGGACUGGUUCUAAAGCCCCUAAUGUUACUGAUCAAGCAUAGAGCAAGAAACUCCCUCCAUAUGGGUAGUUGGAGAGAUGCUUAACUACACAGGAAUUCUGUGACAUUCUUCUUCCUGUAUAAUUGUUCGUGUCCUUCUUUGUUGACUCUAUAAUAAUGAUGUGAUUCAUCCCUCCAC
Messenger RNA from Fukomys damarensis (Damara mole-rat), 1523 nucleotides. RefSeq names its product putative olfactory receptor 5AK3. Lineage: Eukaryota; Metazoa; Chordata; Mammalia; Rodentia; Bathyergidae. Gene Ontology annotation, molecular function: G protein-coupled receptor activity; odorant binding; olfactory receptor activity. The transcript is spliced from 3 exons. The coding region runs from base 224 to 1153 and encodes 309 amino acids. Gene Ontology annotation, cellular component: membrane. Gene Ontology annotation, biological process: sensory perception of smell; G protein-coupled receptor signaling pathway. The record is from RefSeq and is a predicted model, not a curated record.